Penicillium cosmopolitanum is the source of this 1917-nucleotide messenger RNA. RefSeq names its product alpha-actinin, sarcomeric (f-actin cross linking protein). Gene Ontology annotation, molecular function: actin filament binding; calcium ion binding. The record is from RefSeq and is a predicted model, not a curated record. Gene Ontology annotation, cellular component: cell junction; Z disc; cell projection. NCBI's taxonomy places the organism in Eukaryota, Fungi, Ascomycota, Eurotiomycetes, Eurotiales, Aspergillaceae. The coding region runs from base 1 to 1917 and encodes 638 amino acids. The transcript is spliced from 4 exons. Gene Ontology annotation, biological process: actin cytoskeleton organization; muscle cell development.
AUGUUGACCGUCGAAAAGCAAUGGAUUAACGUGCAACAAAAGACCUUUACAAAAUGGCUAAAUGACAAGCUCAAGGCCCGGGCCUUGGCCAUCGAGGACCUGGUCACCGAUCUCUCUGAUGGAGUUGUGCUCAUUCACCUCCUCGAGAUCCUGGGCAACGAGUCGCUCGGUCGAUACGCCUCGAAGCCCAAGCUGCGGGUCCAACGAUUCGAAAAUGUGAACAAGAGUCUCGAUUUCAUCAAGGGGAGGAAGAUUCAGAUGACCAAUAUCGGAGCAGAGGAUAUCGUCGAUGGCAACCGGAAGAUCAUCUUGGGUCUCAUCUGGACCCUGAUUCUGCGAUUCACCAUUAGCGACAUCAACGAGGCGGGUAUGUCGGCCAAGGAGGGAUUGCUGUUAUGGUGUCAACGCAAGACGGCCUGCUAUGAGGAUGUAGAAGUCCGCGACUUCUCAUCAAGCUGGAACAACGGACUCGCCUUUUGCGCUUUACUCGAUAUCCACCGCCCGGAUCUGAUCGACUACGACUCCUUGGAUAAGAGCGACCAUCGGGGGAACAUGAAGCUAGCAUUUGAUAUUGCUUCGAAUGAGAUUGGAAUCCCCGACUUGUUGGAUGUGGACGACGUCUGCGAUGUGCCUCGACCCGAUGAGCGCUCCCUGAUGACUUAUAUCGCGUACUGGUUCCACGCCUUCUCGCAAUUGGAAAGGGUUGAGAAUGCCGGUCGACGUGUCGAGAAGUUUGUUAAUAAUAUGCAUGGGGCGUGGGAUAUGCAAUCGGGUUACGAGCGCCGCAUGAGAGCACUCCUUGCGACGAUCCGCUCCCAGCGCGAUUCAUGGCAGAACUCUUCUUUUGAAGGGACGUACAAGGAUGUCAAGGAGCAGGCGCACCAAUUCUCUUUGUAUAAACGGAAUCAAAAGCGUGAAUGGGUUGCCGAGAAGUCAGACCUGGCUGCCCUACUUGGAAACAUUAAAACAAAGCUUGGCACAUAUCGACUACGUUCCUACGAUCCACCAAAGGAACUCAGCCUGGAGACUUGUGACUUGGAGUGGGAGUUGCUGACGCGAGAUGAGCACCAGCGUAGUCAACUGAUUAACGAGACGAUUCGUGACAUCAAGAACUCACUGCGUCGAUCAUUCGCUGAUAAAGCUAACGACUUUGCUUUAACGCUCAAGACCUUGUCACUAGCCAUCUCCGGCCUGGAUGGCGAUGUUGAAGAUCAAUUGGACCACGUUAAAAAACUCAACGACAACCUACCUCCUCUUGACGCUUUCCUAGAUACCAUUGCCGAACUUGACGAGCAAUGUGCCGAAGCCAAUAUUGAAGAAAACGACUUUACAACCUACACCCUUGACGAGCUCUCUUAUGAGCUGAGCCUGGUCAAAUCCAGCAUCUCCAAGAAGCUGGCCUUCUUGGAGAACCAGAUGGUGGCUCGCAAUAUGACCAACUUGACCCCUAUCCAACUGGAAGAAUUCGAAUCCGUCUUCCGCCACUUCGACCGCGAUGCCUCAAAUACCCUGCACGAAUUAGAGUUUUCAGCGGCGUUGGCUAGUUUGGGACUGGUGUAUGAUGAAGACGAAAUGCACCAGGUCUACGUGGAAGUCUGUGGACCCAACCGACUGGCCCAAAAUGCGGGUGUUAGCUUUGAGCAGUUCAUUCGCUUUAUGGUCAGUGUGACAGAGGAUCAGAACACUGCCGAACAAGUCUUCCAAAGUUUCAAGGAAGUUGCUGAUGGCAAGCCUUAUGUCACCGAGCUUGACCUCCGACACUCGCUCAUCCCAGAUGAAGUUAUCGAGCACCUUGUCAAGACCAUGCCCCAGCAUGAAGGUCCCGACAUGCUCGAAGACCGGGAUCUCGCCAAGUUCGACUAUAUCAGCUUCAUGGAGAAGAUGAUAGAGGAGAACAAAAGGAACGGAAAAGAGUGA